This is a messenger RNA of Vicia faba (fava bean), 465 nucleotides long. The record is from the annotation of a GenBank genome assembly. NCBI's taxonomy places the organism in Eukaryota, Viridiplantae, Streptophyta, Magnoliopsida, Fabales, Fabaceae.
AUGGAACCAGGAAAUAGAGGUGCAAAUGUAUGUCUAGUGUGUCGACGUUUGAGAAGAAGAUGUAGUGAUGAUUGUGAAAUUGGCCAAUACUUUCCAUCAAAUAGGAGUGAUGAUUUCCAUAGUGCCGUAAGUCUUUUUGGAUUAACUAACCUUAGGAGAAUCAUGGGAUCAGUAGAAGAACAUCAAAGACAAACUCUUGCAAACUCAAUUCUCUUGGAAGGUAAAGCUUGGAGACUUUAUCCAGGUAGAGGAUUGUUGGGAUAUGAGUUGGAGUUGGAUGCUCAAAUUUCUUCUAAUUUGAGUGAAGUAGAAACUGCUGAGAGGUUUUUGGCAUAUUUUAAGGAUCAAACAAAUCCAAAUAAUGAAAGAGGAGAAUCAAGCAAUGAUGCAUUCAAAAGAAAUGAAGUUGUUGAAGAGAAAGAGUUAAAGAAAGAUGAAAAGGGAAAACAAGCCAUCAUUGAAUAA